Molecule: messenger RNA, 867 nt
Organism: Gloeophyllum trabeum ATCC 11539
Lineage: Eukaryota; Fungi; Basidiomycota; Agaricomycetes; Gloeophyllales; Gloeophyllaceae
Product: DnaJ-domain-containing protein
Exons: 5
Coding region: 43-699 (218 amino acids)
Source: RefSeq, a predicted model, not a curated record
GGAGCGGGGCCGACACAACGCAGCUUGUACACUACACCCACCAUGUCAUCUUUCCCUGAUUACUAUGCUCUCUUGGGGGUAACGCAGAGUGCUACCACGGAGGAGAUCAGGCAGGCUUACAAGAAGGAGUCGUUGAGGACUCAUCCAGAUAGACUGACAAAGGCAAGCUCCGCCGAGAAGAAACGGGCGACAGAGAAAUUCCAGGCCGUCGCCGACGCGUACUACGUUCUGUCUGAUCCUACAAGGCGCAGUGAAUACGACGUUCUAUAUGCCUCACAACCAAGAAGAAGUCAAGAUCCCAAUGCAUCCUCCAACUUCUUCUCUCAGUUUGCGAACAUGUUUGCCGGUGCUGCGGGUGGCAGCGGGGCAGGUGCUGGACAGCCGGGCACGCCGCCAGCGGGUCAGAGGCCAGAUGCGGAGGGCGUGUUCAGCGACGUGUUCGAGGAGCUUUUGCGUCCGGAGGUAGAGCGGCGGGUAUCGUGGUGGGCAUACUUGGGUGCAGUGUGUGGUGCCGGGGUUGGGUUCAUUAUCGCAAAUAUUCCGGGACUCAUGCUGGGAGCUGUUGCGGGGAACCGGUUGGGAGCAAUUCGGGAUGCGAAGGGGAAGAGCGUUGCUGCCGUGUUUAACCAAUUGGGUGGAAAUCAGAAGGCGGAGAUUCUGCGUGCGCUCGCCAUGAAGGUGUUGGGCUCCGCGUUUUGAUCCUGGUCUGUGCUGAAUAUACCCUAUGACCGACGAUGAGUUGCCGAGUAUAACUAUGUUGGGCGCAUUGUAAUUCACGAUCUUGUUCUUGUAUUGGUGCAAUGCUAGGAUACACGACGUGGGACGGAUUUUGUAAAACAUAUAAUGACCAUUUGUGGACUUGACCCG